UUUUCACUUCAAGAGACCUUACAUUAAAGGAUCAUGGUAGACAGUUUAAUAGUUUCUUUGAGACUUCUCAGUUCGCUAGCAGUGCUGGGAUUUCAGUUUGUCAUCCCACAGCCUUCAAUUGAACACAGAAAGGUUCCCCAGAGGAUAGAAGAGCAAAGAGAUGCAUCUGAGGAUAGCAGUGCAGGAAUCCCAGGCAUGUGGGGAAGUUGGGGCCCCUGGUCUGCCUGCUCUCGAAGCUGCAGUGGUGGUGUGAUGGAGCAGACGCGGCCCUGCCUUCCAGCCUAUUACCGGGAAAGGGGCUACCGAAGGCCAGGGCGGCAGUACCCAGCCUCAGAGAGAACUCUUGCUCAUCAGCAUUCCCGUCACCAUGAGGACUCGCUGACUGCUUAUCCUGGCCAUGUCAUUUCUGCCAUCCGUACAUCUGUGCCACUUCACAGGAAUGAAGAGCAGCUUUGGGCUGGCCUUUGGGCUUCUGCUUCUUCUGGAGGCCAUAAUAACAGCCACCUGAGCAGAGGAGCAUUGAGAGGCAGCAGGCAUUCUCAGACCCAGAGUCAGAACACCAAGCCAGAAAAGAGAAGCAGAAAUAGAAAUCCUAUUGGUCCAGGAAAGUAUGGGUAUGGAAAAGUGCCCUACAUUUUACCUUUACAAACAGAUACCGGUCAGCAGCCUCAGAAACUUCGGAGACAGCGACAGUCCUCUAGGAACCAUGUGUUUCAUCAGAGUUCAAGUCUCAUGAACACUUACAGUCAGGGAGCUAGUCCUUCACUUCAACAUGGGAAUCUUUAUCAAGAAGAAAGUGGGCCUCAGGCUGGACAUCAAGCGCUGGGACCGUCAGUUUAUCAGUCAUCUUCGUUUCCUGUAUCUCAAAGCCUGUUUCACAGCAGUGACUCAAAUCAUCAUGGGUCCGCAUCACACCAAGCAGUGCAGGGUCAGCCUCAGCCUCAAAGGGCUGCAGCAAUUGUGUGCAUUGGCACUUACAAGCAAUAUAAACUCUGCAACACCAAUAUGUGUCCUGAAAGCAGCAGAAAUAUUAGAGAGGUGCAGUGUGCAUCAUACAAUAACAAGCCAUUUAUGGGUCGAUUUUAUGAAUGGGAACCUUUUGCAGAAGUGAAGGGAAGUCAGAAGUGUGAGCUGAAUUGCCGUGCAGUAGGCUACCGAUUCUAUGUGAGACAAGCUGAAAAGGUAAUUGAUGGGACACCCUGUGACCAGAAUGGAACUUCAAUCUGCGUUGCAGGGCAGUGCAAGAGCAUUGGCUGUGACGACUAUCUGGGUUCAGACAAGGUGAUUGACAAGUGUGGAAUAUGUGGAGGGGACAACACUGCUUGCAAGGUUGUGUCUGGAGUUUUCAAACACACGCUAACAAAUCUUGGCUACCACAAGAUAGUGGAAAUUCCUGAAGGAGCUACUAAAAUCAACAUUACUGAGAUGUCAAAGAGCAACAACUACUUGGCACUGCGAAGUCGAUCAGGAAGGUCCAUCAUCAAUGGAAACUGGGCAAUUGAUCGGCCUGGGAGAUAUGAAGGUGGUGGGACAAUGUUCAUUUAUAAACGCCCAAAUGAAAUCUCCAGCACUGCAGGAGAGUCAUUUUUAGCAGAUGGCCCAACAAAUGAAGUCCUUGAUGUCUACAUGAUACAUCAGCAGCCUAACCCAGGUAUACACUAUGAGUAUAUCAUUCCAGGAGACAAUGUCAUUAGUCCUCAGUUGCUUGCUCACAGGAGGCCAGGGGAGCCCUUGAAUGGUCAGUUAGGAAUGACAGAAAGCACAAAUCAUGAGGAUGAGGAUUUGCAUAGGGAGACAGACACUCUCACUGGACAGGCAGCUGGAACUUUUCCAGUUAUUCAGCCAGGAAGAUUUCCCUCUCAUCAGCCAGAAAACCAGGUGCCUGCUGUGCAACCACCAAGACAAAACCGAGAACACAACUGGAAACAGGUUGGAAAAACUGAGUGCACAACUACAUGUGGGAAAGGGUCACAGUACCCAGUUUUCCACUGUGUCAACAGAAUCACUCAUGAGGAGGUGUCUGAGAGUUACUGUGACAGCAGUACCAAGCCCAUUCCAGAAGAGGAAGCCUGCAACCUCUUCCCAUGUCCCGCUUUCUGGGACAUAGGGGAAUGGUCUGAGUGCAGCAAAACAUGUGGCCUUGGUAUGCAGCAUCGACAGAUCUUAUGCCGGCAAAUGUAUGCCAAUCGUACCUUGACAGUUCAGCAGUACCGCUGUCAUCACCUGGAGAAACCAGAGACAACCAGCACUUGCCAGCUGAAGAUUUGCAGUGAAUGGCAGAUUAGGACAGAGUGGACAUCAUGUUCAGUGCCUUGUGGAGUGGGGCAGAGGACCCGAGAUGUGAAAUGUGUCAGCAACCUUGGAGACGUUGUUGAUGAUGAGGAAUGUAACAUGAAGCUGCGGCCAAAUGAUAUUGAGAACUGUGACAUGGGUCCCUGUGCUAAGAGCUGGUUCCUUACAGAGUGGAGUGACAGGUGUUCUGCAGAAUGUGGUGAUGGAGUCCGUACACGUUCAGUGGUUUGCAUGACAAACCAUGUCAGCAGUUUGCCUCUGGAAGGCUGUGGGAAUAACAGACCUUCUGAAACAACUCCCUGUAAUAAUGGACCCUGUGCUGGUAAAGUGGAGUGGUUUGCUGGGGGCUGGACACAGUGCUCUACAGAAUGUGGCAGUGGAACUCAACAGAGAGAAGUCGUUUGUGUUAGGAAAACUGAAGGUACUUUUGAUGUUUUGAACCCCUAUGAAUGUUCAUAUUUGGAAAAACCUCCCAGCCAGCAAUCCUGCUACCUCAAACCAUGUGGAUCUAAGUGGUUUCAUACAGAAUGGAGCACAUGUUCCAAAUCCUGUGAAGGAGGAUUUCGGGUUCGAGAGGUACGAUGUCUGUCAGAUGAUAUGACAGCCAGUACUCAAUGUGAUCCACAGCUUAAACCUGAAGAAAAAGAACCAUGUAACACGCAAGACUGUAUCCCUGAAAUAGAUGAGAACUGCAAAGAUAAAUACUACAAUUGCAAUGUGGUGGUUCAGGCCCGGCUCUGUGUCUACACCUAUUACAAAACAGCCUGUUGUGCAUCCUGUACACGUGUGGCAAACAGACAAUCUGGGUUUCUAGGACGUAGAUAACAAAUACUCUUCUACUCAAAGUGGCAAUCUCAGUCUUCAGAUGACGCUUGAACAGUGUUACUGUUUGACUACAGCAGGUUUUAGCUUCUUAGAGAUGGGUUUUAUAUUGCUGAGUACAUCAAGACUAUGGUUAAAUUUCACACCCUUUCAGUUACAGUUAUUGUGCAAUUAUCUUUUUUAAAAAUGUUUGUUUUAAGCCCACAAUCUUUUUAAAGCAUUAAUUUUUAAUGAUACUAUUCUUUGCACCUGCUCAUCAGAUAACUAAUUAUUUAAAGAAUAUACCAGCCUUAGUAUUGUGAAAUUAAUGAAAACUAGAUCAGUCACAGGCAAUUACUGGAGAUAUUUGACCAGUAUGGGUACAGCUGCUGCAUUAUUUUCUGAGUGCUUACUCUUACUUCAUAUUUUGGACUGCCUUGAAUUAGGUGACUAAAUCAGUGAAAAAUGCACAUGAGAAAAAUUACUUCACAAAGAACCAGACCCUUGAAGAUCCGUUUACCAUCAGUUUCUUAGAACUCUAACAUAUAUUUUUAAUUACUUCGGUCCAUUCAUAAUAAAGUAGAGUCACUGUUAAGCUCUCUCAGUUGUACUUUUAAGUGA
This is a messenger RNA of Melopsittacus undulatus (budgerigar), 3714 nucleotides long. RefSeq names its product thrombospondin type 1 domain containing 4 (gene THSD4). Gene Ontology annotation, molecular function: metalloendopeptidase activity. Gene Ontology annotation, biological process: extracellular matrix organization; proteolysis. The coding region runs from base 34 to 3117 and encodes 1027 amino acids. The record is from RefSeq and is a predicted model, not a curated record. Gene Ontology annotation, cellular component: extracellular matrix. Lineage: Eukaryota; Metazoa; Chordata; Aves; Psittaciformes; Psittaculidae. The transcript is spliced from 17 exons.